GUAACCGGCCGCCUGCGAGCGAAACUUCCGCCUGUUAUCGAUUUCAUCGUCCAAAAGGUAAUCGGGAAACGACGGGGAAGGCGGCGUUGUGCACCUCCUCUUGGCAUAAAGAUAAAUGACCUCCUUGCUUUUCUGUGCGCUAAACUUACAGGAUUCCGAAAGGGAAAACCAAUUUAGAGGUGGAUACAUCGUUCCAUUUUGCCGGGGGAAAUCCUCACCCUCUGGAAAUCCAAAAAGCUGAGCGCGAUUCUCGGCCUAGGCUCCGGUCCGGGCUGUAUCCAUUUUGCAAUCACAACCCAGAUCUCCUAUCCCCCGCACUACUAAUCUUGUUCUUGUUCCCUCCCAUCAUGCCGUUCACGCCAGACAGUACGAUGCUCAUCCGCUCGAGGGAGUACGGGGACGGGUCAGAGUACGACCUUUCUUCGACUUCUUCUACGAUUAUCCCGGACCACUAUGUGAAGCGGCUCUGGAGGAGACAUACGCUGUUGAUUGGUAAUGGAGGCACGGGGCGCACGAUCCAGUUUAUUAAUAAGGACGAGAACUCGAAUGAUAGGUCUGUCGCGUAUUCGACGACUGAGGAGGGGAAUCUGUUGAGGAUCCUUACCGGUGGGUACGGCGAGGGAGGUACAGAGAUUGCGAGAGUUUUGUGGUCUGGGUCUGGGAGGUCGAUUGAUAAGAACAGUACGAUGACUAUGGGUAACAAAUCCGGAGCGGUGAAAGAUCUUCUGAAAAAAAGCAAUCGCAUGUCGACCAGUCGGAUAUUCGUAGGUCCAGACGGGCUGGAAUACAAGUGGAAGGUGAUUUCUGUUGGGAACGAUCCUGCGUUCCCGGAGACGACGUACAAGACGCUGUAUGUGAAGGAUUCGCAGCAUCCGGUGGCUACGACGUCGAGGCUUACGAGGAGGGAUGGGAAUAUGAAUGAGGAAGCCUACCCGAUUUAUAUUGCCGAACGCGGGAUUAGGAUCCAGAGCUGGAUUGUGGCUUCGUUGGUGAUUCUCGAAAAAAUUCAGACGUCGUAGGCUUCUCCUUCUCGUUGAACGAUUCAGUCUUUUUUGGGGCGUUAUUUAAUAUCUGUUCAAUUCGUUAAUGCUUUCGUUGUAUGCGAUAAUUAUAAUGAGGUUCAAGGGAAGGGGAUGCAGUAUGCGAUGGGUCGGCUUGUAAUAACCAAUGUUGGGGAGAAGCGUAGAUUCCCUGCAGGUCCCUGGUACUGCGAUCUGCCACUGCAUGUAGUUUUGCCGAAAGAAUAUUCUGUUGGUAUAGCGGGAUCAGAAGGAGUUUGAGUUUAUAAAAAUAUGACGGGACCUUUACAUACUUUAAAGGAGAAUCA
Messenger RNA from Guyanagaster necrorhizus, 1327 nucleotides. RefSeq lists its product as uncharacterized. The coding region runs from base 348 to 1019 and encodes 223 amino acids. NCBI's taxonomy places the organism in Eukaryota, Fungi, Basidiomycota, Agaricomycetes, Agaricales, Physalacriaceae. The transcript is spliced from 7 exons. The record is from RefSeq and is a predicted model, not a curated record.